CUGCAGGCGCCCGAGUUCACAUUUCUGCGGUCCGACACGCAUACACAAGAGGUCAUACACCCGCCAAGCUCGCCAGCCAGUAUGAAUGACGGUCACGGAGCUGACUACCUGAGCGCAAGCGACGCCCACUCACCCUCGGGCGGCUCUCGUACCCGGCGCCUCUCCGAUGUGCUCCGUCCAUCCCGGGGCUCUUCGGUGUCGAGCAGGAACAGCAGCAACACGCCGGACAGGCCCUCAGUCGGCCGGCGUCUUUCGCAGCGCCUGCAUCUGUCGAGAUCCCCAGCGAGUUCCGAGAACGUUCCGGUCGACCUCCCCGAGAUCACCACGACCACGGCCGACCAGGGCGCCGACAGAGAUAUUACUGAGUUGCAGUGGGAGAAGCGUGCUACGAUCCUCGCCAACACCGCCAACGAGAACGAGAUGCUGCACCGAAGCGGUCCCCCCUCGCCGGCGGCUCGAAUGAGCCCGGCUAUUGAGAAGGAUGGCUUUGCGAGUUUGCGUGCCGUCAAUGAUGGGACUGGGGCAGACCCGCAGAAUGGUGUGGCCAGCACACCAGGCAUCGAUAAGAACAUACAAGAGGCGAUACGCCUGCACGAGGAGGGAGACUUGCGGCAGUCUACUAGAUUGUUUGGUGUCCUGGCGGAUCCUAAUGGGGCAAAUAAUCCGCUGAGCCAGGUUCUUUAUGGCCUUGCUUUGAGGCAUGGUUGGGGCUGUGAACCCGAGCCUGAAAGGGCAAUCUUCUUCCUUUCAGCGGCUGCGAAGAAUGCUGCUGAUGUCGAGAGCCUGGCUUUGCAGGCUGGUUUGAAAAAGGGAGGUGCGGCAAAGGGAGAGCUGGUCCUGGCAAUAUUUGAAUUGGCCAACUGCUUUCGUCACGGCUGGGGCAUCGAAAAGGAUCCCCUCGCUGCCAAGCAAUACUACGAAACAGCCGCGAACCUGGGUGACACUGACGCGAUGAACGAGGUCGCCUGGUGCUAUCUGGAGGGCUUCGGCUGCAAAAAAGACAAGUAUGCUGCAGCUAAGUACUACCGGUUGGCCGAGAAGAAUGGAAACAAGACAUUGGGCAAUUCUUGGAUUUGGAAGGAGAAGUACGGCCCG
Messenger RNA from Cryphonectria parasitica EP155, 1095 nucleotides. RefSeq names its product HCP-like protein. Gene Ontology annotation, molecular function: protein binding. The record is from RefSeq and is a predicted model, not a curated record. Lineage: Eukaryota; Fungi; Ascomycota; Sordariomycetes; Diaporthales; Cryphonectriaceae. The annotation marks the transcript as partial. The transcript is spliced from 6 exons.